Penicillium macrosclerotiorum is the source of this 3204-nucleotide messenger RNA. Its product is annotated as LEC14B protein. The transcript is spliced from 11 exons. Bases 1 to 3204 code for a protein of 1067 amino acids. Gene Ontology annotation, biological process: proteasome-mediated ubiquitin-dependent protein catabolic process. Gene Ontology annotation, molecular function: iron ion binding; heme binding; monooxygenase activity. The record is from RefSeq and is a predicted model, not a curated record. Lineage: Eukaryota; Fungi; Ascomycota; Eurotiomycetes; Eurotiales; Aspergillaceae. Gene Ontology annotation, cellular component: Cul4-RING E3 ubiquitin ligase complex.
AUGUCGGAACUAAUUGGAAAGUUGAUGGUGUCUUUGAAUCAACAUGUCCAAGGCCCUGGACAAACUAUAGUAGACUUCAACGAGUAUUUAAAUUACCUGGCCUUUGAUGUGAUAGGCGACUACGCGUUUGGCAAACCGUUUGGGUUUCUCGACAGGGAGAAGGACCAUCUCAAUCUGAUUGCCACCAUCGACGCGCGGGGAGAGGUACUCAAUGCUCUAGGUCAUCUACCACAAUUUGUAAGGCCUAUGAUGAAGUGCUUUGUGAUGGAUCCAUUUUGGCCGAACGGCUUGAGGGCGACAUCUAAUUUGGCGACCUUUGGCACAUCUGCCUUUUGCCAACGCCGAGACCAGCAAAAUAGCCGGAAAGAUCUUUUGAGCUUCUUGUUUGAGGCUGUGGACCCGGACAGUGGACUUCCCCUAACAGAGAAGGAAAUCAUCGCAGAGUCCAUUUCAUUCAUCGUGGGUGGUAGUGAUACCACGAGCUCUACCAUGACCAACGUGGUUGAUAUUGUUUCGCGCUUGCCCGACAUUCAAAACAAGCUUCAGGAAGAGUUGGACCGUGAAUUCCCAAGCCAGGUAGCCCCUGACUGGGCUGCGGACUACAAAACUAUCAAUCAGCUUCCUGUCUUGAAUGCCGUUGUGCGAGAAACCAUGCGCUUCAGGCCGACUAGCUCCACAGGGUUGGAGCGAGUAACACCCAAGGGAGGAAAGAUUAUUGCCGGAAAAUUUAUCCCCGAAGAUACCUUGGUCAGUGUGCCAACUUUGAACAUUCAUCAUGACCCCGGGGUAUUCGCAGACCCAGGUCAAUUUGACAUUUCACGAUGGCUCAACGACAGUUCUCCGGAGCUGCUUGACUCCUUCUAUCCAUUUUCCCUAGGCCCACGCGCGUGCAUCGGGCGAAAUUUUGCCUGGAUGGAGAUGCUCAAGACACUUGCCACUAUCUUCAAGGUAUAUAGAAUUGAAAGAGCGCACCUCCAGGACACGCAAGUGCGGGAGGGCUUUUUCGUCAAAAAUAGCGAGUGUCGGGUCACGCGGUGUCUUGAUGUCCUAUCGAUAAGCCGUUCCCCAUCUACCACAUUCAUUACCUCCACUUCACUCCGCUCCAUCAUGGCUUCUCCGCGAUCGCCGCCAAAUGAAGCAGGAGGAUCAGCAGAAGAUCAGACAAUCUGGCAUCCAGCACAAGAGUGGUUAGAAGAGGUUGAAAUGAUGACGGACCAGGACUACCAGCCGUCGCCAUCAACAUCAGACCACGAUGACGAAUGGGAGGAUGAAAUGGACGAGGAAGACGAGGAACCAAGCAUCGAAAAUCCGGAUGGUAACGAUGGUACAUAUGCAUCUGAUAUUCGAGAUGCGCUGCUAGAAAGGGAGUCUUCGCGUAUCAAUCUUGGCAAUAUACAAAUCGAGAUUACAACGGAUGAUUCAAAUGAUGGAGACGCGGGGGAUGGAGAUUCCGACUAUAUGCGCAUCUCAGGAGCUCGACUAUUCCAUUUCUUGACAUUGAGUGGUUUGCGUGAUACCCUUCGGGCCAAUGGAUGGCCACCUCUUCUAGAGGGAGAAGAGGAAAUAGACGAUGAAGAUGAUUCGCUCCAUACUGGAGGUCGACCUCGAGGAAGACGGCAUAGAGGAAGCUAUAAAUGGCCUGAAGUCCCUAGCAGCGCUGGCACCGACUUGAUGGGCUCCGGUAUCUUUGGGACUAAUCAAUACUAUGUCGAUCGAAUCAAGAAGCGCAAACAAGCCUUCGCGACCAAAUUGAUGUGGCGCGAGCUCGGGAUUGGCCCGUAUGGAGUACGGCGGAGAGUCAACCAGUCUGUCUUUCAGAAAAUGAUACCGGGUUCACCAGCAGAUAAGAUUAUCCAUUAUGAUGCACGAAGUUACUCUGGCCAGUUCUCAGACGAUGGGAACUUCUUUUUCUGUUGCGGGCAAGACUUCAAGGUUCGAAUGUAUGACACGUCUAACCCGUACAAUUGGCAAUACUACAAGACGGUCGAGUAUCCGUUCGGUCAAUGGACAAUUACCGAUGCCUCUCUGAGUCCCGACAAUCGUUUUCUUGUUUAUAGUUCAAUUCGCAGCGCAGCAUAUCUGGCUUCGACAGACCCGGAAGAUGGGUCAGACCCCAGCGAACUGGACUUUUCUCUUUUACCAGGCCAAUCCCGAAGACAGAGUUGGAAUACUUCACGAUCUAGAUUUGGAAUAUGGUCACUUCGCUUCUCUGGAGAUGGGCGGGAAGUUGUCGCUGGCACGUCAGAGGAUUCCGUCAUUGUGUUAGAUCUGGAAACUAGGCAGCCCGUACUGAGCCUGCGAGACCGUCACCAACAUCAUGUCAAUGCGGUUUGUUUUGGUGACACAUCGUCUCCCCAUAUCCUCUAUUCUGGAUCCGAUGACACAACAUUGCGAGUCUGGGACAGGCGAUCCAUGGGUGAUGGGCGCGAGGCUGGCGUAUUCACCGGGCACACAGAGGGUUUGACCUACGUCGACAGCAAAGGUGAUGGCAGAUACGUUCUUUCAAACAGCAAAGAUCAGACCAUGAAACUUUGGGACCUUCGAAAAAUGAUGACUGCAAGCAAAGCUGACACUAUCGAUUUCAAUAUGUAUGCGACGGACUUUGAUUACCGCUUUGAAGAAUACCCUGAAGAAUACCGUGAACCACAUCCGGCUGAUUGCUCGGUGGUCACCUUCCGCGGCCACAGUGUCCUCAAGACCCUUAUCCGUUGCCACUUCUCGCCCCCGGGAAGUACCAAUUCACGCUAUGUAUAUACCGGCAGUGAAGAUGGUAAGGUAUAUGUUUACAAUUUGGAUGCCACUAUGGCCGGAACAAUCGACGUCGGCAUGGCUACCAUCAAUUCUCGGCCCCGCGGACCAGAUUCCGUCCCAAAUACAUGGGAGAUGGGUGGAGAUAUGAUGUGGAGAACUUGUGUUCGGGAUGCAAGCUGGCACCCGAAUGUCCCGGUGUUAGCAGCAACCUCCUGGAAUGGAUGGGGCUUGUCCAACGGGACUUGCACCGUGCACUCAUGGAAUGACGGAGCUGCUACAGACGAAGGCGACCCACCAAUUGGUAGAAGCUACGAUCACAAGCUACGGUCAUUGCCAGAGUUCAACGAGUACCAAGAUAAUCCUCCGGCUACCCGCAUGCGCAGACGCACGCAACGUCCGCUCCGGAGUCGGCCUGUGCCUCGAGCUUCUGAAGAAGAUGACCCUGAUUGGUGA